Molecule: messenger RNA, 1254 nt
Organism: Thalassophryne amazonica
Lineage: Eukaryota; Metazoa; Chordata; Actinopteri; Batrachoidiformes; Batrachoididae
Gene: mpped1
Product: metallophosphoesterase domain containing 1
Exons: 6
Coding region: 63-998 (311 amino acids)
Molecular function (GO): hydrolase activity
Source: RefSeq, a predicted model, not a curated record
UGGACAUCUCACUGUCAACACCGACCCCCGGCUCUCCUCCCGCUGCCUUUCUACUCAGCGCCAUGGCUUUCACUCUGUCAGAAAUCAUGGCGGCCAGGCGGCAGCAGUCACAGGUGCAGUCUCACGCACAGCGAGGCGGCAGGACGGCGGUGGAGGUGGAUGAAUACAGCACCAACCCCACCCAGGCCUUCACCUUCUACAACAUCAACCAGGGACGCUUCCAGCCGCCACACGUGCACAUGGUGGAUCCGAUGCCCCACGACACGCCCAAGCCGCCGGGCUACACCCGUUUUGUGUGUAUCUCAGACACACACUCCCGGACAGAUGCCAUCCAGAUGCCUUAUGGGGACGUGUUUAUCCACGCUGGAGACUUCACUGAACUGGGACUGCCCUCUGAGGUCAAGAAGUUCAACGACUGGUUAGGCACCCUGCCCUACGACAUCAAGAUCGUUAUUGCCGGGAACCAUGAAUUGACCUUUGACCAGGAGUUUAUGGCCGACCUGAUCAAGCAGGACUUCUACUACUUCCCCUCAGCAUCCAAGUUGAAGCCAGAGAACUACGAGAACGUCCACUCGCUGCUCACCAACUGCAUCUACCUGCAGGACUCCGAGGUCACUGUGCGGGGCUUCAGGAUCUAUGGCUCCCCCUGGCAGCCCUGGUACUACGGCUGGGGCUUCAACCUUCCCCGGGGUCAGGCUCUGCUGGACAAGUGGAACCAGAUCCCAGAUUCAACAGACAUCCUGGUUACACACUGCCCCCCACUGGGAUUUUUGGACUGGGUCCCCAAAAAAAUGCAGCGUGUUGGUUGCAUGGAGCUUCUCAACACAGUCCAGAGGAGAGUCCAGCCUAAAUUCCACGUGUUUGGACACAUUCAUGAAGGUUAUGGAAUGAUGACUGACGGCACCACCACCUUCAUCAACGCUUCCGCCUGCACUGUCAACUUCCUGCCAAUGAACCCGCCCAUCGUUUUUGACCUGCCAAACCCCAGGGCCACAUGACUAGGACAAGACCACCCCCAAAAACCCACUGCCAGUCAGGAUAAAGCAGUUAGGAGAGGUAGGUGAGGUAGGCGGGCAGAUUGGACCAAUAUCAUGUAAAUACUGGAUGCUGUCAGUCUGCCUGGACAUGUGUUCCCUGUGGACGAAAGAGACGGCACCAGGCCUUCAUUGGUGUCUGUGAAUAUUAAUUUCUUCAUCACGGCAUGAGUCUGGAAGCAGACCAAAGGACAUGUGGAGGAACACUGUCCUCUUUGAC